Messenger RNA from Drosophila innubila, 901 nucleotides. It is a transcript of the gene GstO2, whose product is annotated as pyrimidodiazepine synthase. Gene Ontology annotation, biological process: glutathione metabolic process. The transcript is spliced from 2 exons. Gene Ontology annotation, molecular function: glutathione dehydrogenase (ascorbate) activity; glutathione transferase activity. The record is from RefSeq and is a predicted model, not a curated record. The coding region runs from base 75 to 833 and encodes 252 amino acids. NCBI's taxonomy places the organism in Eukaryota, Metazoa, Arthropoda, Insecta, Diptera, Drosophilidae. Gene Ontology annotation, cellular component: cytoplasm.
CACUGUUGGUGGUUGAGCUUUUGGUCCAACUAGAAAUUUACUUUUGUUUGAGUAAAGUUUUUUAGUUAGGCAGAAUGAGCAUUCCGCUGAAGCACUUCAAGAAAGGUUCGCGAAAGCCGGAGCUGCCCGAAGAUGGAGUCUUGCGCUUCUACUCUAUGCGCUUCUGUCCAUACUCGGAACGCGCUGCCUUGGUGCUGGCGGCCAAGAAGAUUCCCCAUCACAAGGUGUAUAUCGAUCUGAGCGAGAAGCCCGAUUGGUAUACGGAUUACAGUCCGCUGGGCAAGGUGCCGGCAAUUCAAUUGACCGCAGUCACUGGACAACCGGCUUUGGUUGAGUCCCUGGUUAUAGCCGAGUAUCUGGACGAACAGUAUCCGGAACGCAAACUCUUCCCUACAGAUCCCCUGCAAAAAGCUCUGGACAAAAUACUCAUUGAGCGCCUGUCACCAGCUGUUAGCGCCGUCUAUCCGGUUUUCUUUACGACCAAUCCUCCCGAGGAUGCGCUGCCAAAGUUUGAGAAGGCAUUGGAUAUCUUUGAGGAGGAGAUUAGCAAGCGUGGAACACCCUAUUUUGGUGGCCAACAAAUCGGCAUGGUGGACUACAUGCUCUGGCCUUGGUUUGAGCGUUUCCCGGCACUAAAGCAUGUGCUGGCCGAGAAAUACGAGCUGGACAAGCAGCGUUUUGCAAAUCUAUUAAAAUGGCGCGAUCUCGUGGCGCAGGACGAAGCUGUCCGGCAAACGGCAUUAGACAGUGGAGUGCAUGCCAAAUUCAUGCUCACCCGCCAGGAGGGAAAGCCCAACUAUGAUGUGGCCUUCGAACCCUUGUCUAAUCUGUAGAUCUAGGAAUCCUUGAUGGAACUAUACAGGAGAAUAAAUAUUCCUUUAAAGUUGUUGAGGCUGCUCGU